This is a messenger RNA of Macrosiphum euphorbiae (potato aphid), 444 nucleotides long. The record is from the annotation of a GenBank genome assembly. Lineage: Eukaryota; Metazoa; Arthropoda; Insecta; Hemiptera; Aphididae.
AUGGAGUGGAAUAAUGAACUAACGCUUGAGUUCCUGGAAGCGUAUGAAAAACAUCCAGUUCUGUGGAACAGUCUUUAUCCAGGACAUAAGAAUAAAAACACCCUGCAGGAUGCAUGGACUGAAGUAGCUAACGAGUUAAGUGUUACAAUGCCAGUUGUUGCGUUGAAAAAGAAGAAAGAGUCACUGAUGUCGACCUACCGGACAUUGAGGAAGAAAAUAGUGGAUUCAGAGACUACUGGAUCGGGGUCACAAGAUGUGUACUAUCCGUCUUGGUUCGCCUAUAAUGCAAUAGAUAGGUUUAUUCGAGUCCAAAAUACGAAGAUACCCUCACUGAAUUCAGAAGUAAGUUUAAUAGAUAAUUAUCUGGUAUAUUUCAUAAUAUUAAUUAAGAAUUCAUCCUUACAAAUCUUUAAUCUAAAUUUAAAUGCAAAGUUAACUAAAUAA